CAUUAACUCCUGAGUUCUUAAGGUAUUUGGCUGUGGUGUGGAUUAAGUCCUGGGUACCUGCAGCCAUGGGUAAAUUGCCAGCCCUGCUGCUGAGUGUCUUGCUGGUUGUCCUGUGUGGAACCUGCUCAGCAGGUCCACUGGGCAAGAAUUUUGUUACGGUCUUCAUGCAGAACUACAAGUUAUCUUACAGUACUGGCACCUUCAAGCUCUUCAUUACUGGGUACAACCCUUCCACUACAGUAACCGUGUGGAUGAACAAAUCCAGCUUCAAACAGGUCUUAAAUUUAAAUGACCGAGCCACUCUCACUGUCCAAAUCCCCGAAAAUGCAGAGUUGUCUGGUGUCGGCAAGUCAAGCAAUGUAAUAGUAAUCCAGGCUGAUAAAGAGAUCUCAGUCUUGUCUCUGAACUAUAAGUUAAAAAGCGCUGACACUAGCAUUGUGUAUCCCGCUGAAGACCUUGGCAGUGACUAUUAUGUGGUGACACCUUUAGGUGGCCCUGAUGAUGGGUUUAAGGAAUUCUCUGUAGUCAGUAAUGAAGAAGCUACCAAUGUAGAUGUCUAUCUCACAGGAGCAGUCGUGUAUCAAGAGAAACUCUACCCAGCUGGAGCAAACUUGACUGUACUUCUAGAACCUUAUAACGCUCUUCAGCUACUCAGCAGAGAUGAUCUGUCUGGGACCAGAGUGAUUUCUCAGAAACCUGUGGCAGUCUUGAGUGGUCACACAUGCACAUGGAACAAUACAAGGUGCAAUCAUGUAUAUGAGCAACUCAGGCCAGUCUCCAGCUGGGGUACCACAUUCAUCAUACCUCCAAUCUUCUUACAAACCAAGCCUGAUAUUGUAUAUGUGGUGGCUGCUCAGAAUACAAAGAUCAGCUACCAAAUCAAUGCGGUGAGAUCAACCCUGGACUUGAGCACAGGGCAAGUGAUUCAGCUGACUAUACCAGUCAAUGUAUCCAUUUACCUUUCUGCCAGUGCUGGCGUUCAAGUUAUUUACUACUGUACUGGUUGGAUGGACAAGAAUUUAACACAAUAUGAUCCUCUGCUGAUGACUAUACCACCAGUUAGCAGCUAUUGCUCUUCCUACUAUAUAUAUGGCCAACAGGACUUUGACAACUAUGGCUUAAUAGUGGCAAUGACCACGGACAUCUCUAAAAUCCAUAUAAACAAAAGCCUUGUCCAAGGUUUAUCGUGGAAAAAUAUUACUGGAACUGAUUAUUCUUGGGCAGCUCAGGGAUUAGGGAAAAACUUUAGCUUCCAAUUGGUUGAGAAUCCAUCAUCACCCUUUAUGUUGCUGUCAUAUGGCUUUAUCAGUCUUAACAGCUAUGGAUCCCCAGCUAUUUGCAUUAACGGUACUGUUAGUCCAUCUUGCAGCACCAUUAAAUGCAGAGCUAGAGAGACGUGCAAGAUGUCCAAUGGGAAACCAGUGUGUUCUCCAUACUCUGAGGCUUAUUGUCAUGCUGUUGGUGAUCCCCAUUACCGCACUUUUGAUGGUCGCUACUAUGACUUCCAAGGAACCUGCAGUUACACUGUUGCCAAGACUUGUGGUAAUGACAGUGGCCUUCCAACUUUCAAUAUAGAAGCCAAGAAUAAAAAUCGAGGCAAUACCCGUGUUUCUUAUAUCGGCUACGUUGCAAUACAAGUUUAUGAGAACACUGUCUCUGUAGUGAGAGGGGAGUAUGGCUUUGUAAGGCUGAACAACCAACGUCAAGCUCUCCCCUUGAGCUUGAAUAGUGGUCAAGUACGUCUCUAUCAAUCUGGUGGAUUUCUUGUCUUAGAAACUGACUUUUCCUUGAAGGUAUACUAUGACUGGAACUCUAUCCUAAAAAUACAGAUCUCCACCAGCUUAUCUGGCAGUGUUUGUGGCCUAUGUGGGAACUACAAUGGAAACCCAUCAGAUGACCUCAUGAAACCAGAUGGCACUCGGGCUCCUAACAUGAUUGAGUUUGGUAAAAGCUGGGAAGUGUUGGACGGUGACCGGUUCUGCUGGCACAACUGUAAUGGAGAGUGCAAGACCUGCCCUCUCGAAACUCAACUGAAAUACUCAAGUGAAGAAAGUUGUGGCCUUCUAUCUAAGGCACUUGAUGGUCCCUUCCAACAAUGCCAAUCUGUCAUAGAUCCAAGGCCAUACCUGGAUAACUGUGUCUAUGAUCAGUGCAUGAAUGGAGGUUCCAAACAGAUUCUCUGCCAGAGUUUGAAAACCUAUGUUGACGCCUGCCAGAGAAGUAAUGUACAGAUUGCAGAAUGGAGACAAGUCUCUGGAUGUCCAAUGCAAUGCCCUGAGAACAGCCAGUACAAGCUAUGCGCUCAAGCAUGUCCACUUACCUGUAACGAUGAUGCUGUACCAUCCGUGUGCUCUGACACCUGUGUGGAAACCUGUCAGUGUAAGGAUGGAUACGUGCUAGAUGGAGGAAAGUGUAUACCCAAGGCGAACUGUGGAUGCAUCUACCUAGGGAAGCUCUACGCAGCCAAUGAGAGGUUCUGGGGUGACAGUAAGUGUGAGAAGCAGUGCUCUUGUAAUCCUGUCACCAAGAAGGUUGAAUGCACAUCCACCCGGUGUAAGUCUUCAGAGAAAUGUUCCGUGGUCAGUGGCCUCCAAGAUUGUUAUCCUGUAUCUUAUGGUACUUGCUCAGCUUCAGGAGAUCCCCACUACUUCACCUUUGAUGGAGUGAGAUAUAACUUCCAGGGUACAUGCAUCUACCAAUUUGCUGGACUCUGCAAUAAGUCAGAAGACCUAAUAGACUUCCAGGUCAAUACUCAAAAUGAUAACCGAGGGAUCGGAGUUGUGUCUUACAUCUCCGCAGUUCAAGUCAAGAUCUAUAGCUUUGAUGUUGUCGUCAGAAGGCAGUUCAAGGACAGGAUUUUGCUGAACGGUAUAUUAACAAACCUCCCCUUCAUAGUUGAUAAUGGCAAGCUGUCCAUCUACAGGCAGGGUGACACUGCAAUAGUCCAGUCAAACUUUGGUUUACGUGUGUCUUACAAUUGGGACAGUCGUGUUGCGGUCACAGUUCCUGGUGGCUAUGCUGGAGCCAUGUGUGGUCUUUGCGGCAACUUUGAUGGUGACCAGAGCAAUGACUUCCUAAUGAAAAACAACCAGCUAACCACCAAACCAUCUGACUUUGGCAAUAGCUGGAAGGUGCAAAAUGUGUCUGGUUGCUAUGAAGAUGACAAAGCAGAGUGCCCCAAUUUAGCAGAACUGGAACUCCACCAUAUUAACAAUAAACAAGGAUGUGGAAUUAUUACAGACAAGAAUGGACCUUUUCGUGAUUGCCAUGCCAAGAUAAACCCACAAGGAUACUUCAAGAGCUGUGUGUAUGAUGCUUGCUUCUACAAAGGCAGGCAAGAUGUUCUCUGCAAAAUAAUAGCAAGCUAUGCAGUUUUGUGCCAAGAGGCUGGAGUCUCCAUAUACCCAUGGAGAACCAACAAGUUCUGUAGUCCAAAUUGUCCAAAGAACAGUCACUAUGAACUAUGUGCAUCUGGCUGUGCUCCCACAUGUCUAUCGCUCUCCUCUCCACUGGGAUGCAACCCUACAUGUUUUGAGGGAUGUGAAUGUGAUGAUGAUUUUCUCCUUAGUGGGGGAGACUGUGUUCCCAUUUCUCAAUGUGGCUGUAGCUACAAUGACAAAUAUUACAAGUCUUGGGAAAUAUUUUUCUCCAGUGAGCUGUGCAAUCAACAGUGUAUAUGCACAGUUAGUGGAGUGGUGCAGUGUAAGGCUUUUACAUGUGGACUCAAUGAAGAAUGUAAAGUUAUUGAUGGAGUCCAGAAAUGUCAACCAGUGGGUUCUGCUCAGUGUUCUGCAGCAGGUGAUCCUCACUACAUAUCGCUUGAUGGACUGGCCUUUGAUUUUCAAGGUACCUGCACCUACAUACUCGCCAAGACUAUCACAAACAAAGAAAACUUGGUACCUUUUGCCAUCACUGUGAAAAACGAAAAAUGGGGUAAUGGAAAGGUUUCUGUAACUAGACUGGUGUCUCUUGAAGUCUAUGGAUACAACCUAGUUCUUGCGUAUAAUGUCCAAGGUCGGAUUAAGAUUAAUGGCGUAUAUGGUAACCUCCCAUUGAACUUGGAAGAUGGCAAGAUUCAAGCUUACCAGAAUGGAAUCGGGGUCAUUAUUGACACAGACUUUGGCGUUCAGGUGAACUAUGACCUGGUCUACCACGUGAUGGUCACUGUUCCAGGAAACUACAAGGAACAGUUGGGUGGCCUGUGUGGCAAUUACAAUGGCAACAAAAAUGAUGACUUCCAGCUCCCCAACAAGAGUCUGACUACAUAUGCCACCAUAUUUGGAGCCUCCUGGAAGGUUCCAAUCCCUGGUGUAACUUGUGACAAUGGGUGUGGUGGCAGUGGUUAUGCCUGUGCAUCUUGUAAUGACCAAAAAGUAGGAAUAUUCAAGUCUGAAGUCUACUGUGGAUUCCUAAAGAAGGCUGGAGGCCCCCUUAGUGCUUGCUAUGCCACUAUUAACCCUGAUCUAUACUUCAACAAUUGUGUCUAUGACCUGUGUGCUGGGGAUGGUAGCAUCCUUUGCUAUAGCAUUCAAAGUUAUGUUGCUGCAUGCCAAGAAGCUGGUGUCACUAUACAGCCAUGGAGAAUGGAUUCAUUCUGUCCUAUGUCCUGUCCAGUGAAUAGUCAUUAUGCACUUUGUACCAGAACCUGUCUGCAAACUUGCUCUGGGAUUACCGAGCCGAUGAGAUGUACUGAUAGAUGUUUCGAAGGUUGCGAAUGUGAUGCCGGCUACUUGUUAGAUGGAGAUCAAUGCGUCACCAUGGACAAAUGUGGAUGUGUAUUUGGUGGACGAUACUUGAGUGAGGGAGAGUCCUUUGUCAAUGAAGACUGUAGCCUUCAAUGCAAAUGCCAAGCUGGUGGUGUGACCUGCACAGCAGUUUCCUGUACUUCCAAGCAGCGCUGUGGUCUCGUCAGUGGUGUGCGAGGUUGCUACAAGGUGGAUGGUGAAUGUUCUGUAAACCCACAGAAGCUGGUCACAUUUGAUGGCCUCUCGGGAGCAACCAUUGCAAAUGGCCUAUUGGAGGUUGCAUCUCUGUGUAACAUGGAUGCAUCCGAGUGGUUCAGAGUUCUUGCCGAUAUCCAGAGUUGUGGACAAGCACCAUCUGUCUCAAGAAUCCAUAUCUUUCUUCGUGGUGGCCUAGUGACCAUCUCCAAGAAUAAGGAAGUCUGGGUUAAUGGGCGCUUGGCUUCUCUUCCCACUUUGUUUGCCAUUGUGUCAGCCAACACUGGGGAUAGCGCCGUUAUUACCCAGAUUGGCACAGACUUGAAGAUUGAGUUAAGCAACAGUGGAAAACUCUUGAUCCAGGUUUCGGAGGGUCUUUCUGAGGCAGUUUGUGGCGUCUGUGGAAAUUUUAAUGGAGACGCCUCUGAUGACCUCAGGGCUCCUGGAGGGAAGGUUGUCAAUGACCUUUUGCAACUCGUAGCAUCUUGGAGAGCUCAUGACUUCAACAGCUGUAAUGCGUGAGCCAGUAAGAAGAAUACCUGGUGUACAAACCUAGAGGAUGCCCCAUCGACCAAAUUGAUCACUGAAAAUAUUAAAUGAAUGACUGUAUAGAAUCUCUGUAAUGAAAAUUGCUACAUUUUAGAUGCAUUGAAAGUAUUUGUGAUGUGCAUCGUGUAACCUUUUCUACCAGUGACCAGUAUACCUCUUGUUCCAUCGUGCAGGAAUUCAGUGGCCUAUGACUGCCAGCCUGCAACAAUUACUAGUUAACACUGGGCCUUUCCUUGCUUUAAUAACAAGUUGGUAAAUGCAUCUACCUGUGAAUUGUUGCUUUGACUGUAUCCAUGUGAAUCAUCCAGUGCAGUAAAAUGCAAAGGUUUGAAAAUAAAGGUGAAAUUUCAGA
This is a messenger RNA of Pseudophryne corroboree (corroboree frog), 5841 nucleotides long. Its product is annotated as IgGFc-binding protein-like. Lineage: Eukaryota; Metazoa; Chordata; Amphibia; Anura; Myobatrachidae. Bases 66 to 5462 code for a protein of 1798 amino acids. The transcript has 13 exons. The record is from RefSeq and is a predicted model, not a curated record. Gene Ontology annotation, molecular function: protein binding.